This is a messenger RNA of Syngnathus typhle (broad-nosed pipefish), 5040 nucleotides long. RefSeq names its product kinesin-like protein KIF20B. The record is from RefSeq and is a predicted model, not a curated record. Gene Ontology annotation, molecular function: ATP binding; microtubule binding; microtubule motor activity. The coding region runs from base 191 to 4090 and encodes 1299 amino acids. Lineage: Eukaryota; Metazoa; Chordata; Actinopteri; Syngnathiformes; Syngnathidae. Gene Ontology annotation, biological process: mitotic spindle organization; microtubule-based movement. The transcript is spliced from 32 exons.
CUUGUUUCAAACUGAGAGCGCCAUUCAGCUACCUUGGUUGAUUGUUUUUCUUCGACUAUCCUUCAUACCAGAAUAUUUUUUUAGACUUUUCAGGCUCUCGUUCGUGUGACGUUUGCGUCUUGGGUCAUUUUCCAGACUUUUCCUUCACAUUUCUCUUCUGUGAUCUAAUGUGUGAAGACGGCCUGGCAGGAUGACGGAGUCAUGUCAACUUGAGUGGGGCCUUAUGGAAGACCAAGGCAGUUUAUGGGCAGAAAGCAGCAGCAGCAGCAGUGACUCACCGCUGACUCAGCCCAGCAGCUCAGAAGAGAGAAAACAUGUGAAGGUCUACCUCCGCAUCCGCCCUUCAACGGCGGCUGAGGCCCAGAAGGGAGAGUCACAGGACUGCGUGUGGGCGGAGCCUCCGGGCACGGUCCUGCUGAUUCCUCCCGGCUCCUCGCAGGCAGGUCACCUUGGCGCCGAGAAAUCGGACAAACCCUUCCUGCGCAGCGCUCAGCGCUUCCACUUCUCUCAGGUGUACGGUCCAGACACCACACAGGAAGAGUUAUUCCAAGGAUCAGUCAAGGAUCUGGUCCGAGAUGUUCUCCAGGGAGGCGAUGUCCUGCUCUUCUCUUACGGGGUCACCAAUGCUGGCAAAACCUUCACGUUUUUGGGUCCGGACGGCGAUGCCGGCAUCUUGCCCAGAUCCCUGGACGCCCUCUUCGGCUGCAUGCAGGGCAAGCUCUCGGGCGGGAUGGGUCUCAAGCCUCAUCGCUGCAGAGAAUUCAUCAGGCUGAGCGAGGAGCAGCGGGCCCAAGAGGCCGCCUUCAAGAGCGCCCUGCUGCAACCCUCCAGAGAGAGCAAUGAGGCCGGUGGUGGCAUGCGGAGCUCCGGUUGCCCCAUGCUCCUUCAAGGCUUGUCACAGCGGCCAGACCUCCAAACGGAAGCCAAUGGCAAGUUCUGCGUUUGGGUCUCCUUCUGCGAGAUCUACAAUGAGAAGAUCCACGACCUCCUGGAGGCGAUGCCCGGUGGAGCGGCCAAGAGGACACCCCUGCGCUUGUCUCAGGACAUCAUGGGCAAUGCCUUCGUCAAAGACCUGCGCUGGUUGCAGGUGGACAAUGCAGACGAGGCCUACCAAGUCAUCAAGCUGGGCAAGAGGAGCCAAAGCUUCGCUUCCACCGGGAUGAACCGGCUCUCAAGCAGGAGUCACAGCAUCUUCUCCAUCCGUGUUCUAAGGAUAAAAGACACCAGAGUGGUGGCCGUCAGCGAGCUGUGCCUGUGCGACCUGGCCGGCUCAGAGCGCUGCGCCAAGACCGGCAACCACGGCGAGCGGCUCAAGGAGGCCGGGAACAUCAACGCCUCGCUGCUCAUCCUGGGGAAGUGUGUCAGCGCUCUCAGACACAACGGGCGCGCCAGGCUCCAGCAGCAGCAUGUGCCCUUCCGUGAGAGCAAGCUGACGCACUUGCUCCAGGCCUUCUUCUGCGGCCGAGGCAAAGUCUGCAUGAUGGUCAACGUCAACCGGUGCGCCUCGGCCUACGAUGAGACGCUACGAGUGCUCGAGUUCUCCGCCCUGGCGCAGAAGGUGGUGCUUCUGCCCAGCGGGACUACUCCCGUCCCGCCCCGCAAUCCCCACCUGGGCUCAAGUGCUGGCAAAACUCUGAUUGGCCAAGAAAGAGGCCCGCAGGACACGCAGGAGGAGCAAGAGGAUGAUAAUGAUGGCGACGAAAAGAUGUCAGUGGAUGAGGACACUGUGUGUGAAAAUGAGGGUGAGGACCUUGAAGAACUUGACGACGAGGUCAUCGGCAAUCAAAUGACACAGCAGCAGGUGGCGCUGGUAAGACGUCUUCAGAUGGCGCUGAAGCAGGAGCGAGCUGACAGCGUGCUGGUGGAAGCUCGUGUUAGAGAGGAGGUUUGCCAGGAGUUCAGCCAGAUCUAUGCUGACAUGCAGAAAGACUUCACGGAGCGGCUGGCCAGAGAGACGCAACUCCUCGAGGAGCGAGCGGAGAAACGUCUGGAGAUCUUCAAGCGCAUGACCACCCAGAUGGCUGCCUGCAGAGAAGCCAGGGAGCCACACAGAGAGGUCUUAACUUUGGUGUCACCCUCGCCCAGGGCGGAAGACAUCCCUGUGUCAGACGGGCUCCAACCUUGCGGGCUCUGCAGCGGCUCGAUGAAAGCAGGUGAGAGCGACUCAUCAGAAAAGGAGAGCAGGCUUGCUGCUGAGCUUCAGUGUCGAGCUCAGCUUCAGCUGGAAGAGCCAGCGAGCCAGCUACGGGCACGGGCCGUGCGCGUUCGGGAGGAGGAGCUCCAAAUGGAGGACCCGCCCAACGCGAGCCAGACGGAGAGAAAGUUGCGGGAACAGGCAGUGCAGACGGAGGCUUUGUCAGACGACGGCCGAGCGUUCAGCCGGUGUCUGCUUCAGGAGGCCGAGCAGCGCCCAGAGUUGUUGGCCGUGGCGCAAGAGACCAUCGAGCAGAAGGACGCCGAGCUGCAUGAGAGAGCCCUCCAGAUCACAGAACUGAGGGAACUGGUUGAACAGGACUCGGGCAAAGCAGAGAGUCUAGCCGCAGAUCUGCACAGGAAGGAAGAAAACGUUUGUGAGCUCAGAGAGAAGCUGGCCGACUACAAGACGCAGGUCCAGCGGGUGCACACAGACAUCUCCACCUUGAAGGAGGAUGAGAGGCUCUUGAGACUCAAGCUGGCAGAUGCGGACAAGGUGAAGAAGCAGCUUCAGUCGGACCUCGCCGUCAGAGACAGAACCAUCCAACGACUGGAGGCGGAGCGGCCGGCAGAGAAGACGCUUACCGAGACACUGCGGCUCUACCGCGAAGCUCGUCAAGAGCUGGAGGGUAAGCGGCAGUUGGUGAAGCACAUGCGCUCGGCAAUGCUAGAGCAGGACGAGACACAGGAGGAGAUGGAGCACCUCCUGGACGAGAAGCUCCACCUCAUCAGGGAGCUUGACAGCGAGGUGGCCCGAGUGAAAGAGACGGCGAGGCAGCAAAUUGGCGCCGACGCCUCGGGGCCUCAACAAGGAGACGCCAACACUCGUCAGCUGUUGGAGGCCAAGCACCUGACAGAACGGCAAAAGUGGCAGGAGGACAAGAUGGCUCUGAUUGGUCAGAUCAAGGAGGCCGAGGACAAGCGCAAUCAGGAAAUUAAGAAGUUUGCAGAGGACCGAGAGCGGCGCCUGGCCCGGCAGGCCGAGCUGGAGGCAGAGCUGCGUGCCAAGGAUCAGGAAAUGGAGAGCUGGAGGCAGGAGAGAGACACGCUGGUGGCCGCCCUGGAAGCGCAACUCAACCAGCUUCUUGCUGGUCUGGGCGACAAAGACCGAAUCACCCGACGGCUUGGCGACAAUGGCAUGCCGUUGCCACCCGAGACGGGCGGUGGCACGGCGGGGGUGAAAGAGGACAGCGAGUACGUCGGGGGGCGACCAGACGACGCUGACGCUCAGGUCUUCGCAUACACUAUAGCCGCGCUGACGAGUGCCGUUGAGCCCCAAAAUGACUCUAGUCACGUGGUCAAGGGCUCGUCGGGGUGCCGCCGCUCGGGAUGCCCGUCGCUGCUGGAAUCCUCCCAAAUCUCCACGGAGAACGGGCACGCGAGCCGCUUCCCGCCGCCCCAAAUGGAGAUUUCCUUCAGCCCGCUGCGGCCCGACCGCAUGGCACUCCGGCGCCGGGGCCACCCCGAAACCGUCACCGUCAAGAUCACUCGCUCGAGCCGCAAAAGGAAGAGCGCCGACGUGGACAAGGAUGAAGUGGAGGUGGAGAAUCGAAGGAACACUAAAGUGAUGCCAACACUGAGUGAGCACCAAGAGGAGGUGUCCCAUCUGCCCGCGUCUACCGGGACCCACAGCGUCCCCGGUCACAAAGAGGCCACGCUGCGGAAGAUCGGAGAUUUCCUUCAGAGGUCGCCCACCCUCAUAGGGUCCAAAGCCAAGAAGAUGAUGGGCCUCACGAGCGCCUCCAAGAGCAAAAGGAAGCCAUUGGGCGCUGUCAUCUCCUCGCCCAAGGAUGUGCCCCCCCACCCGAUGGUCAGCCACAGCAUGGUCGUUGCCGAGGACAAACGGGGCCGUCAUCUCGCCGUCAAAAGACAACUUUGCUCCACAAUUGGCCAAUGACGGGGACGUGCAAGUUUGUAUGCGCGUUCACCAUGUUGUGUGCUUCCAGCCUGACAAUUGCCAAUUGGCCAAUGUUUUCCGCCUAGCACGCUAGCCUUCUGGAGGAACGCGGGAAAGCUUGUUGCGAUCGUAAUGAUGAGUGGACAGACUGUUUCUGUUUCUGUCUGUUUCUCGAUGCUAAGCUAGGCUAAGCUAAUGUUGGGCAAGAGGAAGCUCAUGAGCUUGGUUCUUUGAAGUACUUUGUAUUUGAUCCCACUGCUAGGGUGACCAGAUAAGGGUUUGUGAAAAAGAGAAUGCCUUUUUUGGGAGGGGGGCGGGGUCUUUUUUUGGGUCAUUUGUGUCAUAUGUUAUGUGUCAUACUGUCAUACUGUUUUUCAUAUGUUAUGACACAAAUGACAUGGUGUCUGAAUAGCAAUUACAUUUGUUGGCCCGAAUAACACAAAACAACAUACCGUGUUGGCCCGAAUAUAAGACGAUGUUUUUUGCAUUGAAAUAAGAAUGAAAAAGUGUGGGUCGUCUUACAUUCGGGGUCGAGACAUUAUACCCGUUCACUUGUGCGCAGCGGUAAGUUAAAGGUUGCUGGUAUUAGAGAUGCACCGAUGCGACUUUUUCAGUUUCGAUACCGAUGCCGUGGCUUUGCGUAUCGGUCAAUACCCGAUACCGAUCCGAUAUUAUGGUUGACUUAACAAGCUACAUACCUCUCUACAUGUGGAACAGAAAAGACUAAAGGCAAUGGCAUCAGGCAUGACUACAGAGUUCUUUGCUCUAAAUGCUCAUUUAAGCAGCAAUGAGAAGUGCUCCCUGAAAACAAGCUCUGCUUAGUCGAACACAAAAAACAAAACACAUUCAAAAUUAUUUCUAAAUACUGAAAGUGCAGAGUGGAAUUUAAAAUAAAAUAUAGCAUCGGGACAAGAGAAUAAACAAGUGACUUGGUCAAAUACAAUAAUCAA